Molecule: messenger RNA, 755 nt
Organism: Acanthisitta chloris (rifleman)
Lineage: Eukaryota; Metazoa; Chordata; Aves; Passeriformes; Acanthisittidae
Product: biotin--protein ligase-like
Exons: 5
Biological process (GO): protein modification process
Cellular component (GO): cytoplasm
Molecular function (GO): biotin--[biotin carboxyl-carrier protein] ligase activity
Source: RefSeq, a predicted model, not a curated record
CAUGUGGAUUUUUUUCCCUAAUUGGCAGGUUAAUGUUCGAGUUGCCUGAGGAGAUGGGUUUAAUAGCAGUUGCUGUUCGACAAACACAAGGCAAAGGUCGUGGUGGAAACGUUUGGCUCAGCCCCGUGGGCUGUGCUCUCUCCACCUUACACAUCACCAUUCCUCUGCAUUCCAACCUAGGCCAGAGAAUUCCUUUCAUCCAGCACCUGGUGUCUCUGGCAGUGGUAGAGUCAGUCAGAUCAAUACCAGAAUAUGAGGGUAUUGAGCUGCGAGUGAAAUGGCCAAAUGACAUUUACUACAAUGAUCUCAUGAAGCUUGGUGGAGUUCUGGUAAACUCAACACUUAUUGAAACAACAUUUCAUAUACUUAUUGGCUUUGGGUUUAAUGUGAAUAACAGCAACCCCACCAUAUGCAUCAAUGAUCUCAUUGCAAAGUUUAAUAAGGAAGAGGGGACAAAGCUGAAGCCUUUGACUGCAGACUGUCUUAUUGCAAGGACUGUAACUGUGCUGGAGAGGCUGAUAGAGAUUUUCCAGGAGAAAGGGCCCAAUGGAGUUCUUCCUCGUUACUACAAGUACUGGGUACACAGUGGGAAGCAGGUCCGACUGCGCAGUGAGGAGGGCCCAAUGGCUUGGAUCGUCGGGGUAGAUGAUUAUGGAUUCCUACAAGUUCACGAAGAUGGCAAAGGGGUCGAGUCUGUGCACCCAGAUGGCAACUCUUUUGACAUGCUGAGGAACCUCAUAGUCCCAAAGCAGUAA